Messenger RNA from Penicillium daleae, 732 nucleotides. RefSeq lists its product as uncharacterized. Lineage: Eukaryota; Fungi; Ascomycota; Eurotiomycetes; Eurotiales; Aspergillaceae. Bases 1 to 732 code for a protein of 243 amino acids. The record is from RefSeq and is a predicted model, not a curated record. The transcript has a single exon.
AUGAGUUCAUCCACCACCGCAACAGAAGUCCAGCCGCGCUUCCAACAGCUCUUCGCCGAGCUCGAGAAGCGCUUCCAAUCAACCGCCCUGGGCAGCGAUAAAUGGUACAUCCUCGCCAUAACCACAAUUGCCGCAAGUCCCGACCCCGAGCGCGCCGAUCAACUCUACCUCCACCUCUGCUCGCAGCCAGGUAACUCCGCCCCCGCCGCGCGACAAGCCAUUGUCCGCCGUCUCCGCGAAGCCCUCAUCAAAGCCGUCCCCAUCGUGGGCGUCUGCAAACCCAUCGAAGCCAUCCUAUCAAUCGGCAAAGUCGAGCGCGAAGAAGAUAAAGACUACACAUUUACCCGCGAGGGCUGGCAAUGCGACCAGGCCAAUCACGACCGCGGCGCGGCGUGGAUGCAGAAGCUGUAUUCGCGGAAUACCACCGGCACGUUAAAUUUGUUUGCUGCGCAUAAGGAUUUCUCGUGGGUAUCUGAGGAGAUUACUUAUGGGUUGUUUUUGUCGGAUCGACAGGUGUUGGAUGAUGUCGAUACACAGCUUGUUGUGUUGCCGGGGAUUAUGAGCCAGAAUUUGCCGAAUGAGACGCACUGGCAUAUUCGGGGCACUCGGCGAUUGGGAUUGCCGAAGGAGGAGGUGCAGGUUAUAUGGGAUUGUGUGCAGCUUGUGGCGCAGUUCUUUGAUGUCAAGUUGAAUAAGGUGCCUACUGUUGAGCAGGUAGAGUAUGAUGUUUAG